GGCUGACUCUGCUGACAUGGAGCUUCUUGUCCUUAUUUGUCCCAAGUGAAUUCUUUGCUACAAAAGUAGCUUAGAGUCUGACUGUGAGUAUGGGACACAGAAAAAAAGCCCCACCUUUUAUUUUUUGUUUAGUGCAGGGAAGCAAUAAUUCAACACAAAUAGACUAGCAUUCUGCUGCUUACCUGGCCCUGGGACCCUUCCCCAGUAGGACUGGUUUGUGCUUGUUUGCUAUUUAAAAGUGAUUUUUUUUUUUUUCCUCUUCAGUUGCUGUCUAGUUGGUGGUGGAAAGAUCUGUACCAUAGCGGAGCUUUUCCAACUUCUAUUGUGUAUCAGAGCUACUUAAUCAGAAGAACUCAGAUUGAGCAAAGCUGUGUUCUUCACACUGGCACAACCCUCAGUCACUGAAGUUCCCAGGCCCUGAUGAACCAGGGGGGUUGUGUUGAUCCCAGUCAGGCAGCUGAUCCCCACAAUGUGUGCACAGAGCUGUGCAGCAGCUGAUUUGAGGAAGUACAAAAAACAGUGAGGGGAUGUUCUCUCAGCUCCAUGAGCCUUCUUGUUGGCUUUCACCAUCUGUUGGCCUAGGUGCAAACAGAGGAGAGGGAGCAAAAAGCCUAAACACGACCAGUCAUUUGUUGUUUUCUGGGAAAAAAAUUCAGAACACCCAAGAUGUACAAUUCCAGAAUGUGCUCGGUUACAAUAUAUCCUGGUUAGCAAAAAAAAAAAAUAAAAAAAUCAGUGAGAAUUUAAUUGGGAGGGGGGAAAUUACACCUAUAAAAUCAAAUUACUCUCAUGAAGCUUAACAGUCAGUGUGCAGCCCUUGCAAAUUGUUGUCCAACUAUGCUCCAGUCAAUGGUAGGGCCAUCACAGGUGAGAACAACAUACUGGGCGUUUGGGUAGGUCCAUGAUGAAAUGUCUAUUACUAGAAGGGAAGCAAUGGUAAAAAUUGUAAGUUAUCAUCACCUCCAGCUGCACUGUCGAGGUGCCUGGAGAAGAAUGUAUGGGUCAUCCCAUCACUUCUUUUGGUGGAUGUGGCAGAGUUAGGUUUGCGAUUAGAUUUGACCUUCAAGAUUAUCUUUUCCAACCGAAAGGAAAUGAUAUGAAUCUAAAAUUUGCUGUUUGAUUUGGUCACUUGAAUUAACUCAUAUUUUUACAGCCCAGACAUGCUGCAGCUAUUUAGGACUCCUUAAUUGCAUUCUGAUUACCUUCAUGUGCACAAGUAGUUGAGCAAGAGUUGCAUUCAUCAAAUAACCAAGGAGUUACAUGUUUGCUUAUGGACCAGGAGUUUUUGCUGUGACACUUCUUGCUCACAGGUGUAUUUAUAGAACACAGCCAAGCAGAUGGUUCAUUUCCUGACUGUGCUGUUGCUACAGCCAGGGCUGAUUUACACAGAUAUGCAUAAGCAGGGUUAAAAUACUACCAUAAUGCCUUGUCCCUAGCUUGUAUUUUACAAAGCAGCAGGCUGUGCCUGUGGCUGUAGCAUGAUUACUUGAAGAACAUAAGGGUCAGUGCUGAUGGGUAUUGCAGUGGUUGCCUGUAAGCAGGAACAGUGAAUCUUUCCCAAUCCCCAAUAGUGCUUUUUGUGUAUUUUUCAUUUGCCAGGUAGCUUGGCUCUAAUUUUGCUGCACAGAUAUUCUUGGAGCAGGGACACCUUUGCAGAUUACCUGUAUGGAAGGAGCAGAGGCUCUAGGCAGGGUGGAGGGCUGGUGAGGUAGAACACUGUGUAAGCAGCUAGGCUGGCUUGGUAAGGCACAGCUUAGUCACUUCCUUUGGGAAGCAUGUAGGAUGCACCUACCUCGUGCGUGGGAGCCCUGCCUGAGCCUCCUAAUGUUGGAGCAAAAUGUUGAGGUGCCAUCUGGUUACUAGGAAUGGACCUUCUUGCAGGCUGGGUUUGCUGGUCUGGCCUGGUCAUGGUAGGCAUAGCAGUGAACCUGGGCUCUGUGCUGUCCGUGAAGACCCCGAGAAAGAGUUAGACCUGCUGUGGGAGAUGAAACCAGAUGCAGCAAACAGUUCUCAGGAUGUUCCCAUCUCACAGCUGCUCCUGAACCUCCUCCCAGUAGUCACUUGGAUAUAGGUGGAGAACCUCAGCCUACUUUCAGCACGUCCCUGUGCUGCUGGGAAGCCAGACUUUGGAGAACAUUGCCAUCGCCUCCUUGCUCUUUUAUGGAUGUAACACUGUGUGUUCUUUGUCAUGAGGCUGGAGCUGUCCUUCAUCAGCUUUAAAGAAGAAUGUCCCUGCUUGUCUGACGAGGUGCUGUGGCUUGUCCCUCAGAUUCCCCAGCUCGACAAGUCCUUACUCAUCCACUUGUUUGGAGGACGGAUUUCAUGAGACCCCCUCCAAGCUGCAUGAGGAUAUUUCUUGGCUUGUGAAGGCAGGAGAGUAAGAGCUCCAGGUGACAGGGCUCCCGGGGGUGUGCCUGAGCAGGGCUGGGUGCUCCACUCCUAUAGCAGAGCCCAGAGGCACCUGUACAAGACUGAGGCGUGUCGGAAAACCUGAUGCCUCACCUCUGCCAAUGUGGAGGCGGAGGGAGGAGGGCCAAAAGACAUGUCCCUUCAUGCUCGCAACAGCUGAAACAGAGAAGGAAACUCGCUGGAGCCUUUUUUACCAGCGCAGGAGGCCUCACAGUCGUGCUCUCACCCCAGAGACCCUCCCGUACUCCAGUACUCUGGGGGGGUGGCACUCCCACACCCGUCGGGCGAUGAACAUCGCAAGGAGAAGAGGCUUUUACAGACAGGAGGUGAACAACACCCUCUGGGAGCUGCCCAGGAGAUACACGUCCCUCCACCCGCUGGGGUCUGGAGCCUACGGCUCGGUGUGUUCAGCCAUAGACAAGAAGACAGGGGAGAAAGUGGCUAUCAAGAAGCUCUGCCGCCCAUUCCAGUCAGAGAUCUUUGCCAAGAGAGCAUACAGAGAGCUGAUGCUGUUGAAGCACAUGCAACAUGAGAACGUCAUUGGGCUGCUUGAUGUCUUUACCUCCACUGCCUCCUACCAGGGGUUCCAGGACUUCUACCUGGUGAUGCCAUACAUGCGGACAGAUUUACAAAAGAUCAUGGGACAUGAAUUCAGUGAUGAAAAGAUCCAGUACCUGAUCUACCAAAUGCUGAAAGGGUUGAAGGACCUGAAGCCAAGUAACCUGGCUGUGAACGAAGACUGUCAGCUAAAGAUUUUGGAUUUUGGCUUGGCCAGACAUGCUGAUGCUGAAAUGACUGGCUAUGUGGUUACACGAUGGUACAGAGCCCCAGAAGUCAUCCUGAACUGGAUGCAUUACAACCAGACAGUGGAUAUCUGGUCUAUUGGCUGUAUCAUGGCAGAAAUGCUGACUGGGAAAACGCUGUUUAAAGGCAAAGACUACCUGGAUCAACUGACUCAGAUCCUGAAAGUAACGGGGCAUCCAGGAGAGGACUUCUUGGAGAAGUUGGAGGAUAAAGCGGCUAAGAGUUAUAUCAAGUCCCUUCCUAAAAUCCCCAAGAAAGAUUUGUCUGUGCUUUUCCCUAAAGCAAAUCCUCAGGCUGUGGACCUGCUUGACAAGAUGUUGCAGCUUGAUGUGGAAAAGCGCCUUACAGCCACAGAGGCAUUGGCUCACCCCUUUUUUGACCAGUUCCGAGAUGUCGAGGAGGAGACAGAAGCACAACAGUCCUAUGAUGAUUCUCUGGAACAUGAAAAGCUUUCAAUAGAUGAGUGGAAAAAGCAUAUUUACAAGGAGAUCUUGUCCUUCAGUCCCAUUGCACGGAAGGAUUCCAAGAAGCAAAGUGGGAUGUCAUUAUAGUGACUGAUGCAGCUGUGGCUGGGAUUCACUUCUCCUCGACGACAGAUGGGAUUUAUUCCACACUGCCUUGCUGGUGGCUAUCGUUUGGCCUGUGGGACUUCUCUGUGUGCCAACACAAGGAUGGCACUAUGCUGUGGGUAUUGAACUUUGUUCUACCAAAAGAGAAGCACUCCAGACAGUUUUCAACAUAAAAGAUAAAUAUAUUCUUGUUGAAACUUUAAGUGGGAGAAUUUUACCUGGUGGGUUUUUUUGUUUGUUUGGGUUUUUUACCACUGUAUUUGUCCACUUGAGAGAGAAGGGGGUUCAUUCUUUCUCAUUAGUCUUUUCAAGCACAGGGUUUAGUACAUUAAUUAUGGAUAAGGUAAAGAAAAAGGUAAAACUGACUGGGAAGUGAGUCCCAAGCAAAAUGAUCAGAAAGAGUGACACUCAGCAGAACAAAACUUUAUCCAAUCUAACUCUGAUUGUGUCCUCCUUCCCUGAGCAGUUACACAGCAUCCAGCAUAGCAAGGCUGCUGGGAUAGUGUCAGCUCCAGGCUGCCAUGGGAAUACAGUUGAUCAUAGGAUCAGUCUGUGUUCAGAGCAGCUCCAAACUCAUCCUAUACACAUAACUCUGCUCAGGAUCUUCCCCUCUGGAGAGCCACUGCUGCUUCCUCUUCCCUUUCCCCUUCCUGCCCCCCCCCCCCCCCCUUUUUUAUUCCCUGGGUUUUGAUCAGUGCUGUCUCCUCACCGCUAGUUGCAAGCAUAGCCUGGGAAUUCAAAGCUGCUUCUCCUACUGAUAGACUGGGUAUCCCAAGGAGCUGUACAACUUAGUUUGAAUAUGAGUCUGCAGGAAGUUUUCCAGCCUAUGCUGAAACUGGUGUAUCUGCAGGUCCAUGGCUUAUUGAUACAGUCAUUAGAUAGUUCAGUGCUAGGCAGGUACAUCUACUGGUUGUGGAUAACCCGUUUGGACUGCAACACCUUCUUCCCUAUGAUGAUCAGUCAGGUUCAGCCAGUCAUUCCAAAGUCCAUCCCAAGGGAUUUGUGCCUAGAGACAAGUGUCUUCUCUGUAUCAGAGCUCACAGCACAUAGUCCCCAGGGCUAGAGAAAAGUAUUUGUUGAGAGGGCAUGUGAACUCAGUAAUACAUGCAGUGUUUCUCAAAUCUCCCCCUCUUCUGUAGCUGCUGAGUUAUUUUGGUUUGGUUCAGCAAUGUUGCUUUCAGUACUCUCUAAUUUUCUUCAGUAAUGUUCAGUUUUGCUGUACAGACCUCAAGGAAGGGAAAACUGCAACAUUACCAGAAUUUUCUGAUCUCUCUUCAGUGGGAACCAGACACAGUGUUGUUGUGUUUCUUGGCAGUCUCUCUAUUGCAGCUCAUGCCAUGAAGCACUUGGGAUAACCCUUCAGCGCCUGCUGCUUUUUGAUAGGACAGUACUGAUGUUAUCCUGCUGUAGCUGCACAGAUGGUCCAUGCUGAUGAGACGCAGUUUCUCUUGCCUCAUAUCUCUCUGGAUCACGUAUAAGCCCUUUGCCUCACUUGUCUCUUAAGUAGGGACUUCUUGCUAAGUGUGAGAUGACCUGCGUUUUCCUUGAAUGGCGAAAGGGAGAAGUUCUAGCUGCACAUGUCAAACAGCAGCUGGAAUAUAGUCCUUUUGAACCUGGCAUCUGACUUGGCUGCCAUGUGCCCUGCGUAAUCUUGAACAGAAGUUGGGGAGAAUGUCUCGGCAGCUGCCAUUAACAUCUUGGAAAGCUGCAGAUGUUUAAAGCUACCUCUGCCAUGGUAAAAUGAGGCUUGGUGGUUUCAGAGGAGGGUCAUUGUCCAGGUGAGUGUUUGUGAAUGCACGGGGAGAUGUUUCAGGGCUGUAGGUGAGGCAGGCUGACCUCCUGACUAUAUGCAACCCUGGACAUAGAGAGGCAGGGAAGACUCUUAAAAGCUCAUUCUUGUAGAGGAAUUUGAGUAAAUCUAUGGAGAUCUUCAGAGUACAGAGCUUUCUUUCAGAAAGUCAUCUGUUAAGGCAAAGAACCCAUUCAGACAGAACUCCUAAACCACUGUAAAUGGGAAUUCAGGGUGUAACUUAAUCUUCUUGCCCUUCUCCAAAAGGGAAUAGGUAGACCUGAAGAGCUGUCUGGCUCUUUGUAAUGACGGCUGAGAGAGAAAACAUCUUCAUAAUGAAGGAAUGUACUGAGCAGUCUACUGGUAGUUGAAGAGGAACUGGCAUAGUUUUAAAGAAUAACCUAAGAUGCCCUUUGGGAAUUGUCUGUCUGACCAGAGGACAAACAUGAAGAGGCACUGGGGACUUCUGAUACAAAUGGGUGUGAGAAGAACAAUUUUGAACACAACCAAGGAGGGUACAUAGAUUACUGAGAGCAAGCAUUAUUCUCACUUGUUUCAGGGAUAGCAUGUACAGUCUCUUUGGUAUCAGUCUUUCUGCUGAGUAUGCAUCCAGAAAAUAAUUUGUGUUUCAGGGACUGGGGUUCUCUGUCAGUUUUCUCUUUUGAAAGCUUACACUGAAUGCUCUGAAAUUGCAAGAGCAAUCUCAACAGCUGGUGUGUGAGCUCCAUGCUCUGGUUUCAUCCAUUCACCCACCAACCCCAUACAGUGACAGCUCACUGUCCAAGAGCCAAAUACUAUUUCUUCUGGUAUAUAUAUCCCAACAAAUUCAGGGAGCUGGUGCUCUGCAAGCUCAGGAACCCUGGAAGUGUAUGUGUAUUUGGUUUUUGUGGUAUGUACCAGCCAGGAACUCAAAAUAGAGAGCAGGAAAUGUAGCAGGUCGGCAGCAGAAAGACCAUGUCUGUCUGUGAAGACAAACUGUUCCAGUGCUUGUGUGGCAUCUGAGGACAUGUUUCAAUGAAGAGAAUGAGCUACUAGAAGGGGAUGGGGGGAAAAUCACAUUGACAUUUCAUGAAAGGAGCUUGAAAAACACCUGCUUAAGAGAGUCAGUGACUCAGGCCAGGAUUGAAGUACUUCAAAAUCAGCACAAGAAACGAGAGGGUGUGUGUGACCCUGACAGACACUGUUAAUCAAAGAAGGAAUUCUCUUAUGUGGAGGUGCAGGUGGUGCCUGUUGAUGACCAACAGGUAAUGGACAUAUUCCUUUCAUUAUGUUUUUUUUUUUUUGCCCUUACAUAGUUUGCAUACUUAAAAAUACAAAAUCAAGUGAUAAAAAUCACUCAGCCCUAAAGUGAUCCAAAAUUCCAUAAAUUAGGCCAGCCACAAAUAUGUUUGCUGUUUAUAUUAAGGAUGUAUGAUGAAAAUUUACGUGGAUAUAUGGAUAGAAUUUUUGUGCCUGUCUCACAUAACAUACCAAUGUUUAACUUGAAAUACUACUUACUUGCUAUCCUUACAUUCAUGUAAUUUUUUUAAAUUUGGAAAGUGAAGCCUUUAUAAACAAUCCUUCUCUGCAAGUUUUUUUUGAUAGCUAAUUAGGUCUGUGAAGUUGGAACUUUACGGGACCUAUUUAUUAGGUACUUGCACAUGUAAGUGGGAAAGAAAAAGCAGAUGAAGCAAUGAUUAUUUUCUUAAGAGACACUGCAAAAUUACAAGGAUUUUUUAAGAGAGACAAUAGUUGCUGUGUUUUGGAUACUACCUAGAAACCUUUCGGUGCACAGUUUUGAAAAUUUCUCCAGCCUCUCAGAAAACUGUACUUAUUUUAUCCUGUAGGAAAAAGAAAAAUAAUAUGUUUUCAUAUAUAAUAUUUUCAUAUUCUAGGUAGCAAACUAAACAAAUAAUUUUCAUGUUUUCAUUUAUGGGAUAAUGAGAAAGAAGAAGAACAUGGACAAAUAUAAACACAUCUGAGAACUCUAGUGAGAUGCUGUACAAAAGAUGUUAAUACCUUUUCAUAUUCCCAUGUCUCACUGUUGCCUGAGCAACCAGGGAAAGCAUUCCUAAUCCUCUGCAUUUUCCUGUAUCAUGGGUCAGCAGAGUGUUGGCUGGAAACGUGAUUAUGGCUAUUUUUCUUUUUGCAACUAAGAGAAACAAGACAUGAAGGAUUGAAUGAAGACCACAAUAGCCAGUACUAAUUUGUUUUUCCCCCAAACAGAUGUACACUCGCUGCACCUUAUCAUAGAAUCAUUCAGGUCAGAAAAGACCAGUAAGGUCAUUAAGUCCAGCUGUACACUGUGAAAAUGCUGGAGUUUCCAGGUGAAUGUGUUUUACAGAAUGUUUCACCUGAUUUCUCUCUACAAGGCCAUUUUCUGAGCACGAGUUUAUACAGCUUUUAGUAUGAUAUUCAGCUGGUGCUGGUUCACAGCUGAUUCAGUCAGCUUUUUGGCUGACUGAUAACUCCUUUUUUGCUGGAUUGCACUCCAUUAAAUAAUACUGAAGGGUUAGUAUAUUAUAUCUUCAAUGCUCAUUGAAUUUCUGUUAAAUGAAAGUCAGUUAACUUUUUUUAGCUAAGCUUGGCUGGAAAAAUAAAAAUUCUCCUACCAUAAACCAUGUCUUGAGAACACUUCAACUGAAAAAAAAAUGUCUUAAAACUGUAGGAUGUUGAGGGGGGAAAAAAAAUAACACCACUGAAGAGAUAGUGCUGGGUGCUUGUGUCACCUUUCUGAUGUUAGUGAGGCUGAGAGGGUUAUAUAUACUCCACACAAAACAAGGGUCUUAGGAAGUGCAGUUGAGCACUUGCAAAUCCAGCUGAAAUAAAUGGCAGCUGAGGACUGUCACUUUUGACAUAUCAGGCUUUUAACUUUUAAUACAUAGGGGUCCUUUUUAGCAAUAGUGCAGAACAACCAGCCAAAGAGGGAUACAAACACUACUCAGUUUUGAGGGUUAAUGAAUCAACAAAGAAAAAAAUAUCAGUUCUCAAUUCUAAAUGAUAGUUCUCUUCCCUUUUUGUUUUAUAUACUUAAAUAAAGAUGCAGAAAAUAAUAGUAUGAAUGAAGGUGCCCAACUCUGUUUUAAGUGUCUUAGCUCCUGCUUUCAUUUGAAGCAACAUCACUGGUUUUGCACUAGUACCCUUUAAAAACUGGGAGAGCAAAGAAAUUGAAUUAACUCGCCUCUGGGAGUUGAGAGAAGUUCAGAAUGUUUUUUUCCAAAUAACACAUUAGUUCCACAGCUUUGAUAUAAAACUAAACGAUGGAUAACUUGUUUUGAUGUUGUAACACAUGGCCCCCAGUCAUCUGGACAUCUCUGUGCAUGAGUCAUCCCACUGAACUUAAUAGGGAACCUAAUGUGAUUAUAAUAAGCUACCUCUAGUGCAAAUCUAAGAGUAUAAUGUUUCAAAACGGGGAUCAAAAUGAAAGUUUGCAAAAGCUCGUCAUAUUUAAAAAACACACUAAAAGGGCUAAAAAAAAAAAUCAAGUAAAACCCACUGUUAAAAUUCUCACAUAAAGAAGGAAAAUCAUAGAAUCUUAGAAUGGCCUGGGUUGGAAAGGACCUUAAAGAACAACUUGUUCCAACCCCCCUGCUACAGACAGGGACACCUUCCACUAGACCAGGUUAUUCAGAGCUUCAUCCAACCUGGUCUUGAACACUUCCAAGGAUGAGGCAGCCACAGCUUCUCUAGGCAACCUGUGCCAGAGCCUCACCACCCUCACAGGGAAGAUUUUUUUUCCUAAUACCUAAUCUAAACCUACUCUCUUCUAGUUUGAAGCAGUUCCCCCUUGUCCUCUAAAAAGUCUCCAUCUUUCUCAUUGGCCACAAUGAGGUCACCCGAAGCUUCUCUUUUCCAGGCUGAAUAUACCCAUUCUCUCAGCCUUUGAAGUUGCUCAUCAGUUAUUGAAAUAAUUUUAUUUAUUGUUUAACUAGGAAGCAAAUGUAUCUAUAGAUUGAGGUUUAGAUUGUUUUUUAGUCCUUCAUGGCUAGGACUGUACUGUUGCAUAGCUGUUCUUUUGGGGUUAAGUGAGAUCCUAUUGUAAAUCAGCGAGAGUAUUGGGACUUUAUUUCUAAAUCUUUGAUAUGUUAUUUUUCAUGCAGGACAAGAAUAGAUUAUUAUUUAUUUUCAAGUUCUGAUACAUGAAUAGUAGAAAAAGCAUACCCUUUAUAUACACAGUAUAUACUUAGAAGGUUGUAAGAUUGUUCAGCAGUAAGGAACAUGUUUUCCUGUGCUUUUAAAGCUUCAGCAAGCUCUGGUCCAACCUGAGACUUUGCAAAACAGACUUGUCAUAGACUCUCAGAUUCCACAGUUAACAUACGUUAAGAGACAAAAGAUCUAUAGCUGGACUGUACAUGAGGGAAAACAGCAUUCAUUUUUUCCUUCUAAAACAGUUAAUUCUGUAAAUUCAGAUGGUAAUAUUAUACAAUACUCUGCACAGAGUGGGAGGUGCAGCAUACAUAUGCCCAAGUAUGUGGUACACUAUAAAAAGUGUAGGAGCCUCUGCAGUUCCUAUCUCACCGCUUAGCUGCAAAUGUAGCUUCUUCCUUGUUCAUUCCUCUCCAUCCCUCUCUCUGUCCUUUUACCCGCUCACACUUCUGCACGUUAGGAGGCCAUCUGGACCUUAAGUGUUGGUCUAGGAAAUAAAUACAGGCUCUUGCUAUUUA
Pseudopipra pipra is the source of this 10214-nucleotide messenger RNA. It is a transcript of the gene MAPK13, whose product is annotated as mitogen-activated protein kinase 13. Gene Ontology annotation, molecular function: MAP kinase activity; ATP binding. The transcript is spliced from 11 exons. The record is from RefSeq and is a predicted model, not a curated record. Gene Ontology annotation, cellular component: nucleus; cytoplasm. Gene Ontology annotation, biological process: MAPK cascade; protein phosphorylation. Bases 2511 to 3764 code for a protein of 417 amino acids. NCBI's taxonomy places the organism in Eukaryota, Metazoa, Chordata, Aves, Passeriformes, Pipridae.